Molecule: messenger RNA, 2276 nt
Organism: Scleropages formosus (Asian bonytongue)
Lineage: Eukaryota; Metazoa; Chordata; Actinopteri; Osteoglossiformes; Osteoglossidae
Product: cGMP-dependent protein kinase 1-like
Exons: 18
Coding region: 203-2257 (684 amino acids)
Biological process (GO): protein phosphorylation
Molecular function (GO): ATP binding; cGMP-dependent protein kinase activity
Source: RefSeq, a predicted model, not a curated record
GAAACCAGGGGGUUUUACACCAUUUAACCGGAGUUCUGACAGCUGAGCUCCGGUGUUUGCUCUUCUAAGGACAGAAUCGGAAGCCACAGAGUCUUUCCAAGUGGUGUCCGCAGUGAGAAGUCGGGUUCCUUGCGAUCGGAGAAAGAGAAGGGACUCUCUCGGGGCUUUUGGGGAAGUUUGGGAGUGCAGUGGCUCUGCAGCCAUGGGCACCUUGAGGGACCUGCAGUACGCGCUACAGGAGAAGAUCGAGGAGUUGCGGCAGAGAGACGCGCUCAUCGACGAGCUCGAGCUGGAGCUCGAUCAGAAGGACGAACUCAUCCAGAAACUCCAGAACGAGCUGGAUAAGUACCGCUCCGUCAUGAUCCCAGGCACCCAGCAGGUCCGCAAGAGGAGCAUCCUGCAGGAGCAGCAGAGGACCAAGAGACAGGCCAUCUCGGCGGAGCCGACAGCGCUGGACAUCCAAGACAUCAGCCACCUUACCCUGCCCUUCUACCCCAAGAACUUGCCGUCUAAAGAAUUAAUAAAGGAGGCGAUUUUGGAUAAUGACUUUAUGAAGAACCUUGAGUUAUCGCAGAUCCAAGAGAUUGUGGACUGCAUGUACCCAGUUGAAUAUGGCAAAGACAGCUGCAUCAUCAAGGAAGGCGAUGUGGGCUCACUGGUAUAUGUCAUGCAAGAUGGGAAGGUUGAAGUGACAAAGGAAAACAUAAAGCUGUGCACAAUGGGACCAGGGAAGCUGUUUGGGGAACUGGCCAUCCUCUACAACUGCACCAGGACUGCCACAGUGAAGACUAUCACCAAUGUGAAACUGUGGGCCAUUGACAGGCAAUGCUUCCAAACCAUUAUGAUGAGAACCGGAUUAAUCAAGCACGCUGAAUACAUGGAGUUAUUGAAAAGCAUUCCAACUUUUCAAGACCUUCCAGAAGAAAUACUGAGCAAACUUGCUGAUGUCCUUGAGGAGACACACUAUGAGAGUGGAGAGUACAUUGUUCGGCAGGGAGCCAGAGGAGACACAUUCUAUAUCAUCGGCAAGGGAAAGGUAAAUGUCAGCCGGGAAGAGUUGGACAGCGAGGACCAUGUUUACCUGCACACUCUGGGGAAGGGGGACUGGUUUGGAGAAAAGGCCCUUCAGGGGGAGGACAUAAGAACCGCCAAUGUCAUCGCAGCAGAAACUGUCACCUGCCUGGUUAUCGACAGAGACUCAUUUAAGCAUCUGAUCGGAGGCCUGGAGGAUAUGUCCAAUAAAGGCUAUGAGGAUGCUGAAGCUAAGGCAAAACAUGAAGCAGAGAAGGCCUUUUUCUUCAACUUGAACUUGACUGAUUUCAACAUCAUCGACACAUUGGGUGUGGGAGGAUUUGGCCGUGUUGAACUGGUACAACUUAAAAGUAAUGAAGCUAAAACAUUUGCCAUGAAGGUCUUGAAGAAGCAGCACAUAGUGGACACACGGCAACAGGAGCACAUCCGCUCAGAGAAGCAGAUCAUGCAGGAAACACAUUCUGACUUCAUUGUGAGACUGUACAGGACAUUCAAAGACAGCAAAUAUCUGUACAUGUUAAUGGAGGCAUGUCUUGGAGGAGAGCUGUGGACCAUCCUUAGGGACAGAGGUUCAUUUGAAGACUCCAUGACCAGGUUUUACACUGCGUGUGUAGUUGAGGCUUUCACUUAUCUGCAUUCCAAAGGCAUAAUCUACAGGGACCUCAAACCAGAGAAUCUCAUUUUGGAUCACAGAGGUUAUGCAAAACUGGUGGACUUUGGUUUUGCCAAAAAGAUUGGUUUUGGGAAGAAAACCUGGACAUUCUGUGGAACUCCAGAGUACGUGGCACCUGAGAUCAUCCUGAAUAAAGGACACGACAUCUCGGCAGAUUACUGGUCCCUGGGCAUUCUCAUGUAUGAACUCCUAACUGGCAGUCCUCCAUUUUCAGGGCCUGAUCCUAUGAAAACAUACAACAUCAUACUGAGAGGAAUUGACAUGAUUGAAUUUCCAAAGAAGAUUACCAAAAAUGCUGCCAAUUUAAUAAAAAGACUGUGCAGGGACAACCCUUCUGAAAGGCUGGGAAACCUGAAAUAUGGUGUGAAGGACAUUCAGAAGCAUAAAUGGUUCGAAGGCUUUAACUGGGAUGGCUUGGAGAAGGGAACACUAAACCCGCCUGUCAUUCCCAAUGUCACAUCACCGGUUGACACAAGUAACUUCGACAGUUUCCCUGAGGAGAACGACAACCCACCUCCGGACGACAACUCUGGCUGGGAUGCAGACUUCUGAUCACUCUUUCCUGCAAUGG